Messenger RNA from Astyanax mexicanus (Mexican tetra), 1479 nucleotides. RefSeq names its product anaphase promoting complex subunit 15 (gene anapc15). The coding region runs from base 292 to 621 and encodes 109 amino acids. Lineage: Eukaryota; Metazoa; Chordata; Actinopteri; Characiformes; Acestrorhamphidae. Gene Ontology annotation, biological process: regulation of mitotic cell cycle spindle assembly checkpoint. The record is from RefSeq and is a predicted model, not a curated record. Gene Ontology annotation, cellular component: anaphase-promoting complex. The transcript is spliced from 5 exons.
GGGUGGGGUUAGAAAAGGACGCUGGAUUGUGAGUAAAUAUAGCUAACGCUGGAGUUACUAUACACAGAUCCCUGAUCAGACCCGUUUACUGAAGCCCCGGUGGAGAAGAUUAGAUAAAUAUAUUUUAAACUGAUCCCAGAUCAGCAGAACCCCGCCGCGGAGCCACGGGAGGAGGAACCCGUGGCUCGGAACUCGUUUUACGGGGGGAGAGUUUAGCGAGAGCGCGGUGUGGAGCUCAGCUUUGUGGGGUUUUGUGUUUUUCAGCUGUGAGGAGAAGCUCGUCUUGCAGUCAUGUCCACGCUUUUCCCCUCGCUGUUUCCUCGAAUGACGGAGUCUCUGUGGUUUAAUUUGGAUCGUCCGUGUGUGGAUGAAACGGAACUUCACCAGCAAGAGCAGCAGCACCAGACCUGGUUGCAGAGCAUUGCUGAGAAGGACACUAACCUGCUGCCCAUUGGGAGACCCAUCUUUGAGACGUUUGACGAGGAAGAAGAGGAGGAUGAUGAAGACGAGGAGGACAGUGAGGAGGACUCGGAGGAAGAUGAAGAUAUGCAGGAUAUGGAUGACAUGAACAUUUAUAAUGAAUUUCCAGAUGACGGCGAGAUAAAUGAGGUAAGAGGUUGAUAUGGAGGGAGCAGAUCAGGAUCAGGACCAGUGGAUGAUCUGAAUACAAAUAAACUUCUACCUCCUGAUUGCUCGUUAGAGAUCUUCACGGCUCUGUGGGAGAAAGAGAAGUUCAUCUGCUCGGCCUGGAGUCUGCAUGUGCACUGUGUUGGAGAAUCUUUUUUUUUUUUUGGUCUGAUUGAUUGAUUUUUUGUAUUUAAAGCCUCUGAACGAUGUAUGAUGUGUGUUUAUGCAUUUGGAGUGGUCUUUAGUCUGUAGUGUGUGGGACUGGCGUAGGCCAAACCUCGAGUCCUGCAGGACUUGAACAGCUCCAGGUGCCUCUUCUAGCCAUAACUUGCCUUUUUAUGAGAAUCCGCAGAGAAUGCUUUGCAUUGUUCAGGGACGUGUCUCUCGCUCUCACACACACACAAUCACACACCAAAGCUCUCAUGUGUAGUCUAUUGCCUUGUAACUAUCAGGUUGUAACUUCUCUCAAGGACAGGCAGCCUCCUAAACUCGCUUUAAAACUUUCAACACUCUCACUCCAGAGUCCCGUCUUUUGAAGGCAUUGUUUCUUUGAUUGUGUGUCACAUGCUAGGCAAUAGAGACUACUGAAAAGUGUGUGUGUGUGUGUGUGUGUGUGUGUGUGUGUGUGUGUGUGUGUGUGUGUGUGUGUGUGUGUGUGUGUGUGUGUGUGUGUGUGUGUGUGUGUGUGUGUGUGUGUGUGUGUGUGUGUGUUUAAUGGACAUAAAGUAUUAAAAGCUGCGGAAGCUAACCUGAGUAUUACAGGAUUCAUGGAUUCAUUUCUUGUACAGUAGUGUAUUUUUACUUGUAUAAAGAGUCAGAGUGUUUGUAAAUAAAUAAAAACCUGCGUCAAAA